AUGGAAGGCGCGGGCAAGCGAAAACGUGCCGAUGCGGGGUCGCCACCGACGCCAUCUUCGACGGGUGCACAACCAGAGGGGAAGCGGUCUCGGAGGGAGCGGAGGCCUUCAGCGCGGUUUCUGGAACGGGAUGUGGGGAACAGGGGAGCCUUUCAAAGGGGAGGGAAGCGGGCCUCCAAAGGGCCAAAGGUCCCUCCGAAGAACGCCAGCACCACCGUCGACGACCUCAUUCAUCGUGAGAACGGUGCACCCUCCACGAAGCCCAAGAUCGUCAGCCCUAAAGUCAUUGAAUAUAUCGACAUUAGCGACGACGAUGAUGAUUCACCGCCAACACAGCGAACUCCGCCAGCCCCUACGAACCGGGCUCAGAUUGAGUGCAUCGAAAUCGACGAUUCUGACGCGGAGGGCUCGUCCUGCGCUCUGUCGCCUACCUCUGCGCCAAUGACUCCGGGAAAUAUGUCUAAUCGCGACGUUCCCUGCUCUUUGCGCUCCGAAGAACCGCCUCCACCAGACCUUGACCCCGCGCCUUCUUCUGCUACAAUCACCGUCGCUGGUCCCUCUGCUUCUUUGUCUUCAAGCUCCACGAGCACGGCACCUCCGCGCUUUAAGCAUAAGGCCGACGCGCUGACAGCUGGAGUCAUCGAACAACCUUCCCAAUUCCUACGCGACGUUCAGUCUCUGUUAAAGGAACGUCACUCGCAUAAUCCGUCCAGCCAGAUCGCCAGACAAGUGAACUAUCACGACUUCAGCUCCAGCAACACACAACCUCCACCUCUAUUUCAGUCAUGGGUCGAUAGACUAAUCCAGAAAUCCGGCUCAUGA
Messenger RNA from Schizophyllum commune H4-8, 822 nucleotides. RefSeq lists its product as uncharacterized. Bases 1 to 822 code for a protein of 273 amino acids. Lineage: Eukaryota; Fungi; Basidiomycota; Agaricomycetes; Agaricales; Schizophyllaceae. The transcript has 3 exons. The record is from RefSeq and is a predicted model, not a curated record.